Adineta steineri is the source of this 894-nucleotide messenger RNA. Lineage: Eukaryota; Metazoa; Rotifera; Eurotatoria; Adinetida; Adinetidae. The record is from the annotation of a GenBank genome assembly.
AUGAGACAACAACGUGAUUCCGAACUUGAGAUGGAAUUAAUUCCACGACAAACAUCAAAUGGAGUUGAUUCAUCAUCACUCGUAUCAUCAUCAUCAACAAUAUCUUCGUCAUCAUCAUCAUCGACCAAAUCAUCAUUUAAUCUCAUGAAUAGUUCUUUGACUGUAUGGUUUAUUCCAUUAUUAUUUGCAUUAGCUACUAUUUAUAUGUAUAUUUUAUCGACAAAUGCGCCACCAUUAAGUACAGACCAGGACAGAGCUUCUCUUCAUUUUCCACGAAGUAUUGAUUCUUUAAAAAAUUUAUCAGCCACAUUACAACACUAUCGUGAUGAUCAUCUUGCUUAUCUUCUAUUACUUUAUUGUUCGGCGUAUUUAUACAAACAAUCUUUUUCAUUACCAGGCUCAGCUAUUCUGAAUUUACUUGGUGGUGCUUUAUUUGGUACAUGGUUUGGUUUUCCGCUUUGUUGUUUAUUAACAGCAACGGGUGCUCUCUUAUGUUAUUUACUUGUAGCUAAUUUUGCUCGUAAUUUAGUUGUUCAAUGUUGUUAUAAAAAAAUUGUUUUAUUACAAAAGAAGGUUGAAGCUGGUCGAGAUAAUCUUUUUUUUGUUUUACUUUUUAUGCGAAUGGUACCUAUGAGUCCUAAUGCACUUAUAACAAUGACAUGUCCAAUAUUAAAUGUGCCAAAAAAAAUAUUUUACUUUUCAAUUCUCUUCGGUAUGGCUCCAUAUAAUUUUAUAACAGUACAAACUGGUUCAUUUCUUUCACAAUUAAAUAGUUUUGAUGAUUUAUUUACAUGGCGAACAUUGCUUACACUUGGCCUUAUAGCUUCAGUAGCUGGUUGCACUGGUUUAAUUGUUGCACGUGUACGACGAAAAAUUCCACAAACAGUGAUAUAA